ACCGCUCACCUUGCUUUGAGGGCUGAGAGUGUCUGAAAGUUUACGUGUGGGGCUGCCAUCAGUACAAUACGUUUUCUUGCCAACGUUUAACUCUGCAAGCGGAACACUACCGGAGUGAUGAUGAAGUGUUCCUUGGCGCUAAGGACGGUCCUCGCCCGUCUGCUGUUCGGCUCGGCUGUGGCGCUCUGCUACUGGCGGGUGUUUGUGAUGGUGACAGAUCCCCCACUCCAUCUCAGCUGGCCGAUAGUGCUGGGAGCGUUCCUGAUGUUGGUGGAGAUGUGCAUUGCACUGUACAGGGAGAAAGAGGACUGGAAAUGGUUCAGUCCCGCUGUGUUCCUGUACCUGGCCUCCACCAUUCCCUCCGUCUGGCUGCUGGAGAUCACGCUACACCAGGAACGGGUCGAGAUGAGGGGGAACACCACAUCUCAAAGACAGGACGUCAUAGUGGUUGGACAGCUUGCCCUUGAAGUAAGUGGAGAAGACUGGGUGAAAGCCCUGGAGCAAGUUGUCUUCCUCAGCCUUAUCCUUGGGAGAUGGGUGAUGCCCCGGAGCGCCCUGUCACGUGACCAACUCUCCGAGCUCCUAUUGGUUUACGUCACGGCCGGAGCGGACAUCUUGGAACUAUUCAGCCUCCUGGAUGAAAACAAGAUCAAGUACAAGGAAAUGUACAUCUAUCCCAUCUUGGGUCUGUUUACGCUCGGUCUACUCCAGUUUCCUAUCAUGUUCACCUCGUUUCACGACAAACCUCUGUCAAAGUUGUCCAAAAACAACGCGGUAUCGCCGGGGGAUGAGUCUAAAGCGAAGAGCACCUGGUCCAAUGGUCCAAACAGCAACAACUGUUGCGGCUGUUGCACCAAGGAAGUCAUCGGCAUCUUCAUGACACUGCUGAUGCAGGACGGGCCGUUUCUGGCUCUUCGGCUGUUUUUCAUGAUCCAAGAGAGAAUCUUCCACAACUUGAUGGUGUUCUUCGUGGGGAAGAACAUAGUUGUGAUCGUGCUGCAGAUCUACAGACUCGUUUCCAUCGCGUGUUACGAUGAUGAUAACGAUGAUGAACUUGAAACCACUGUGAAAGAUAAUGACAAUGACAGUGGUGAAACGCACAAUGACACGAAUGGCGAUAUCACUGUUCUGGACGCAUGAAAUUAAUGAGGACCAAGAAGUGAAAAUAACAUUGGAUAAGAAGAGAUCAUAUACCAUUUGUUUUCAUAGUAUAAAGUUUGUGGUUGCUAUACAAAAUUGUACGGUUAACAUUUUAUUUUUUAUAAUGGCAGUACACUGCGAUGAAUCUUCUGUACAUGUACGAUGAUGCAAGUUGAAACGACAGUCAUUGCCAUGAACUGUAGGUUUUGAACCACUCACACCGCACCAUUGCACGUGAAGUGGGUAUGGCUCUCCCCAGACACGGGACCUCAAUUUUUACGUCCUAUCCGGGGGACGGCCUAGCCGAGACUAAUACUCAUUUUCACCUGAGUAAAGUGAGGAAAGCUGUGUAAAGUGCCUUUCCCAAGGGCACAAGAUCGGUGACAGUCGCAGCCGGAUUCAACCUUGAGACCUUUCGGUCCAGAGGCAAACACGCUGUCACUGUGCCACGUGAUCUCACAAAUCUAUAAAUCAUUUCCCGCUUAAUCAUAAGGCCAGAUUAGUUUAAUUUAUGAUUAUGAUUAUAGAUUUGAAGCUAUGUGUUAUUCAUUGUGGUAACUUUUAUGCAUAUGAGUAUAAGGCAGCCAUAUAUGUACAGUAUUUGUAUAUAGAUAAGAUGGCAGUACAAAUGGAAAAAGUUUCAGCUAUGUUUACAAUUGAAAAUGUGUA
Branchiostoma floridae (Florida lancelet) is the source of this 1809-nucleotide messenger RNA. Its product is annotated as transmembrane protein 26-like. The coding region runs from base 118 to 1140 and encodes 340 amino acids. The record is from RefSeq and is a predicted model, not a curated record. NCBI's taxonomy places the organism in Eukaryota, Metazoa, Chordata, Leptocardii, Amphioxiformes, Branchiostomatidae. The transcript has 4 exons.